This is a messenger RNA of Sphenostylis stenocarpa, 1467 nucleotides long. The record is from the annotation of a GenBank genome assembly. NCBI's taxonomy places the organism in Eukaryota, Viridiplantae, Streptophyta, Magnoliopsida, Fabales, Fabaceae.
AUGGCAACAAAUAGGUUUAUAUGCGAGGUGUGCAAUAAAGGGUUCCAAAGGGAGCAAAACCUACAGCUUCACAGAAGAGGACACAACCUUCCUUGGAAGUUAAAACAGAAGAGUACAAAAGAGCCAAAAAGAAAGGUUUAUCUUUGUCCCGAGCCCACCUGCGUCCAUCAUGAUCCUUCAAGGGCUUUGGGUGACCUCACUGGGAUUAAGAAACACUACUCUCGCAAGCAUGGCGAGAAGAAGUGGAAAUGUGAAAAGUGCUCAAAGAAAUAUGCUGUUCAAUCUGAUUGGAAAGCACAUUCUAAGACUUGUGGCACUAGAGAAUACAGAUGUGACUGUGGCACUCUCUUCUCUAGGCGUGACAGUUUCAUCACUCAUAGGGCAUUCUGUGAUGCGCUAGCACAAGAAAGUGCAAGAUACCCCAGUGGCUUAAACCCCUUGGGGAGUCAUUUGUUUGGCACAAACCACACUACUUUAACCCUAUCCCAAGUGGGUACCCAACUUUCCCAAGUUCAAAAUCAGAACCAAACAACCACUAACAGCAUCUUGCACCUUGGCAGUGUUGGUGCAGCUGCAAAGUUUGAGCACCUGAUUCCACCUCCAAAUCAUUCUUCAUUUGGGCACUCACCACAAUCAAUGCAUUCCUCAGCUUUCUUCAUGAAUGAUAACGCCAAUCCAACAUUAUUUGAAGAACACCAAUCACAACAAGGAUCACUGUUCUCAAGCAAACAACUAAAUGGCCUAAUUCAGCUCACUGAUCUUCAUGGAAACAACACCAACUCCGAUUCUUCACCAGUUGCUGCUCCUAAUUCCAGUCUUUUCAACCUCGGCUUCUUCCCAAGUAGCAAUAGCACUAGCACCAUUAUCCCUGAUCAAUUCAACAACAUAAAUGGUAGUGGCCAAGGAACAACAACACCACCACUCUAUGUUAACCCUGCAGUAAGUGAUCACGUUGGUUCAAGUUUUUCAUCGCUCUUUGGUGAUUCAAUAGAAAACGUGUCAUCGGCUCAUAUGUCUGCCACUGUGUUGCUUCAAAAGGCUUCUCAAAUGGGUCCGACCACAACCACCAGCGGUUCUUCUUUACUUAGAGAAAUGUUUAACAAUGGUUACAAAGUUGAAAAUGUUGACCACCACCACAAUCUUCAAGGGUUGAUGAACUCUAUUGCCAAUGGAAACACGUCCUUGUUUAGGAACAUGCAAGGGAACGACAACAACCUUUGUGGGUUUCAAAACGUGGAUGAGUCCAACAAUAAGUUGCCCCAGAAUCUUAACGUAAACUUUGGAGGUUCUGAUAAGUUGACCCUAGACUUUUUGGGUGUCGGAGGAAUGGUGAGAAAUAUGAACGGUGGAUUUUCACAGAGAGAACGACUACAACAACCACGUGUCAUGACUACUAUGAGUUCGUUGGACCAUGACCUGAAGUCAGCACAGCCAAAUCAUCAUUUUGGAAAGUCAACUUUGCUAUAA